Messenger RNA from Lampris incognitus (smalleye Pacific opah), 2097 nucleotides. RefSeq names its product zinc finger translocation associated (gene zfta). Gene Ontology annotation, biological process: negative regulation of DNA-templated transcription. The record is from RefSeq and is a predicted model, not a curated record. The transcript is spliced from 5 exons. Bases 20 to 1942 code for a protein of 640 amino acids. NCBI's taxonomy places the organism in Eukaryota, Metazoa, Chordata, Actinopteri, Lampriformes, Lampridae.
GGCAGACCAUCACCCAGUAAUGGAAGAGAGGGGCACGGGGGAGAAGGAGCCUGCUGAGCAGACAGAUCUGCUCUCAUUGAUAAUAAGCGGAGAGGAGGACCCGACGCCGGGGGAGACUGACUUGGGCCACAGUUUGGGAGGAGAAGAUGGUAUUGCCAAUGGCCACAAUGAAGAUGCAUCUGAGGGCCGCGAAGGAAUCCCCAUCAGCUCUUCUAGCACCAGCUACUGGAGUAUCACGGAGCACCCUGACCAACCCUUGCUCCUCUCCCCUGCACCUGGGCCGUCUUGCCGCAAACCCAGGGUCCAACGGGCCUCCCGUCCCGGACUCAGCCGCAUCCCGGGCCGUGACCACCGCCGCUACUACCACGAGUACUGGCGCAGUGAGUACCUGAUGGACUUUGACCCACGGCGCCACGGGAUGAUCUGCAUGGUGUGUGGUAGCUCCUUGGCCACCUUAAAGCUCAGCACCAUCAAGAGGCACAUCAGACAGAAGCACCCGGACUCCCUUCUGUGGAGUGCUGCGGACAAGGAGGUGAUCCGCUCAGGUUGGGAGAGUCACCUGAGCUUGGACGGGGCCCCGAGGCCGUACUGCUCUACUUCAGGGCCCUCACUGCAGGGAGACGAGGAGCCUCCGCCCUCUGCCCAACAUUCCACCGAAGAGCUUGACCCAGGAACACCUCAACAUAAAUCAGAGCCUCCCAGUGUCUCUCCCCCUCCUUCAGUGGAAAAGCCCUCCCAGCCUGACAAGGAGGAGCUGCCCGGGCCGUCGGCUGAGAUCCUGGAGCGGUACCUGAACGACUCGCUGCAUGCCUGGUUCCGGCAGGAGUUCCUUAUGGAGUACGAGGCGCAGGCGGGCCGCCUGAUGUGCAUGGUGUGUGGCGGCCAGCUGCCCUCCCUUCACCUGGAUCAUAUCAAGAGCCACGUGCUGGACACCCACCCCAACUCUCUAGUUUACAGCUCGGAGGAGAAGCACUGCAUCCUGCAGGCAUGGGCCCAGGCCCACGAAGAGUCAGAUGACCUCAUCAAAUCAGAGUCUGACACCAAAGAUGCCAAGGUGAACCUCUUUCCUCAGGACGCGGCGCCCGACCCGGUGGAUGCUGGCCUGUGCCCAGACGGUGGUGGGCCUUUAACUCAGGACACUUCUCUGCUGCAAGAAGAUGGUGCGGUCAAAUUUCCAGACCAGCCGCCACAACCUUUCCGCAGCCAGCCCAGGAGGAGGCGCUUGCGCGGGGGCGAACCCUGGCGGCUGCGCCUCGACUACCUGGUAGCUUACGGACCGCAGGGCCGUGGCACCUGCUGUAUGGUGUGUUCUCAGGCGCUCUCAGAAACCAAGGUGAGCGGCUUCCGCCGCCACAUCCAAGAAUGUCACCCUGAGACCACAACCCUGAGCAGGCAGGAGAGGGAAGCAAUGGCUGCGGCCUGGACCAAAGAUUAUCCCACCCAGGACACACCGGAUAAAGAAGAAGACAACCCAAGUGAAGCUGGUACCCAGAGUGCAGCAGGAGGGACCAACGACAAGGCCCCUCCCAGCGCCGCAGCACCCAGCGAGCCGGCGAAUCACGAGGAAGGCGUCGGCGGAGGGAAGAGCAAGCCGCGGGAAACUGGGCCCUCCCGCCACAGCCAUUACCCCGGCAAGGACCAGCGGCGCAACUAUCAGGUCCGCUGGCGGAUGGAGUACUUGAUGGAUUACGACUGCCGGAGACACGGGCUGAUCUGCAUGGUGUGCGGGGCCACGCUGGCCACUCUGAAGGUCAGCACCAUCAAAAGGCACAUCCAGCAAGUUCACCCGCACUCGCUGGAGUACGGCCCCGAGGAGAAGCAGCAGGCCCUGCUGAGCUACAACCAAACAGCGCUGCCCUUCAUCCACUCUGACGACUGCUUCUCCUCGCAGGACCACGGACACGCGGCGCUGGAGCCGGCGCCGGGAAAUGUAGGCACUUAAGAAGGGCUUGCUUCUGCCUCGCUCUCCAGCCCAGGGACUCCGCUUCUGAAACGACCCCCCGCCUCCCCAAUAAGCCUCCGAUCUCAGUGAGCCGGUGUUGUUUCGGCUAAAGCGAGAGCCUGCAAAAGACUGUGCGGUUUAGUUAAAGCUAAAGC